AUGAGGUUUCUCUGUCUUUGUGGAGCAUAUGGAAGCUCAGAUAAAUUUAGAGUGCAACUGGCUCCUCUAAUUAAGGAAUUAGCGUCUGACGAGGCCGCCGAGUUGUUCUUCGCUCAUGGUCCAGUUGACGCCUUCCCCCCCGAAGGGUAUGAGGAUUAUUUUGGGCCGGGGCCACAUUAUCGAUUUAUAAAGCCCGGUAACACAGAAGACGGGGGAAGUGACCUUCUCGACCGCAUUCGAAAUUUCCCCAAAGGCGCAACCGCAGAAGAUCAAAUGCGAGAAUUGAUGAGGGGUGGAGUUGGUUCCAUUCCUAUCCCAAAUGCCGAUGGAAGUUAUGGUGAUGAGAGUGCGCAGGAUGCCAUGGAGUAUUUAUACGAUAUCAUGCAAGAAGAGGGUCCUUUCGAUGGAAUCAUUGGAUAUUCAGAGGGAGCCACUGUUGCAGGGACACUAUUGUUGCACGAACAAAAGAGAUUCGAAACCGAAGGAAGACCACCGAUGUUCAAAUGUGCUGUUUUCUUCGCUGGAUGGCCUCCAAUGACACCUGAAUUUGAUGGAAUUGUUCUUGCGGAUGAAACAGACUUGACAAUCACCGUUCCAACUGUUCAUAUCAUUGGGUCGCUAGAUCCAUAUCUGGCAGGUUGUAUCUCACUCUACAAUGUGUGUGAUAUUGACAAUGCAUACCUCUUCGAUCACGGAAAAGGUCAUACUUUGCCCAGAGAUCCAGAGACAGUUCGAGAGCUUGGAAACAUCAUACGCACAAUGGGCUCAGAUAUUGGGCUCUUGUGA
Messenger RNA from Sclerotinia borealis F-4128, 786 nucleotides. The record is from the annotation of a GenBank genome assembly. NCBI's taxonomy places the organism in Eukaryota, Fungi, Ascomycota, Leotiomycetes, Helotiales, Sclerotiniaceae.